UUUUGCACUGCUACAGCUAGCCAUUUAUCGAAAAUGACCAAGGCUACAGAAACGGCAACUUUUUUUGCGAUAAUUUCGGCGAUUUACUUCACUUUCCUCUUCGGUAUUAUUCCAUUACCAGAAAUCGUUCAACGAGAGAUUUUACCUGUGCUACCGUGGUGGGCGCUCAUAACUUUUGGAUCAUAUUCGCUUGGAAACAUUGGAUACCAUGUAUAUAGAUUUAGAGAUUGCGAAGAUGCAUAUCACGAAUUGAUGGCGGAAAUUCAACUUGCCAAAGAGGAUCUAAGGAGCAAAAAUGUUUCAACCGAAGAUAACGUAUUAG
Messenger RNA from Acaulospora morrowiae, 322 nucleotides. NCBI's taxonomy places the organism in Eukaryota, Fungi, Glomeromycota, Glomeromycetes, Diversisporales, Acaulosporaceae. The record is from the annotation of a GenBank genome assembly.